Messenger RNA from Meleagris gallopavo (turkey), 3045 nucleotides. Lineage: Eukaryota; Metazoa; Chordata; Aves; Galliformes; Phasianidae. The record is from RefSeq and is a predicted model, not a curated record.
GAACACCGCCGCGACCCGACCAAGGUCAGCAUGUGGAGGCUGGCAGCUCGUGUCCUUCUGGGGACCAAAGUCCACCCCGUGACCCGGCGCCUGCUUGCUGGGGCUGCAAACCUGCAGUGCUGCUGGUGGGGGACAGCACGGAGGACCUACACGGGCUACAUGAGCGCGGGGAUACGGAAAGUGGAGGCUCCAGAUGCGGAACACCUCGUCCGCGUGCAGUGGGAGGAUGGAAGUGAGAGCUGCUACCCCUGCGUCUGGCUGCGGGACAACUGCCAGUGCCCACACUGCUUCCUGCACUCUGCCAAGGCCCGCAAGCUGCUCUUCGAGGACCUGGAUGUUGACAUCGUGGCCAAGGAAGUCACUCUGACAGACAGGAGAAAGAUAUCUAUCACGUGGCCCGACGAACACACAAGUGAAUAUGAAGCUGAGUGGUUGAAAAAACGAUGCUUCUCUGAAGCAGCCAGAGCAGAAAUGAGAGAAGAUUUAUUUUUACCAGAACAUCAGUACUGGGGCUCAGACCUACAGCUUCCCAAAAUGCCUUUUGAAGAAAUCAUGUACAAUGAUGAGAGUGCCUACAAGUGGCUGUGCACCCUGAAGAAGAUGGGAGUUGUGCUGCUAACAGGAGCUGCUACAAGGCAGGGAGAGUUGGUGAAGCUUGGCCACAGGAUUGGUUUCCUGCGUCUCACUUUUUAUGGGCCGACUUGGCAAGUGCAGGACAAAGCAGAUGCCAACAAUGUGGCUUACACAACAGGGAAGCUGUGCUUUCACACCGACUACCCUGUCCUGCAGCAUCCACCUGGGGUUCAGUUUCUCCACUGUAUCAAACAAACAGCCACAGGAGGUGAGAGCGAAAUUGUAGAUGGAUUUCAUGCAGCUAACAAGCUGAAGCACCAAAAUCCGCAAGCUUAUCAGAUCCUGACCUCUACUGCUGUAGACUACACGGACAUUGGGGUUGACUACUGUGAUUUUGCUGUGCAGGGUAAACAAAGGAUCAUAGAUGUGGAUUACAGAGGCCAAGCAGUUCGCAUCAAUUUCAAUAAUGCAACAAGAGACACAGUGUUUGACAUACCAGCUGAAGAAGUGAGGCCAUUUUAUGCAGCUCUAAAGGAAUUCAAUGAUUUAUUAAACAGCACAGAACACAAGUUUACUUUCAAGCUGAAACCAGGAGACAUAGUAACGUUUGAUAACUGGCGAGUGCUGCACGGCCGUAGCAGCUAUCAGUCAGGCUCUGAAGUGACACGUCACCUCGAGGGCGCCUACGCAGACUGGGAUGUGGUCAUGUCGAGGCUCCGGCUCCUCCGAAAGAGGGUCCUCAAUAGGGACUGAGUUUCCUGCUGACUAGAACAAGCAAAACUAGAUUGCCUAGCCUCAAAAAGAAAAAAGAAAAAAAAAAGUAUUUUAAUUGAGAAACUAACAUGGUGAAUAUCUGAAUCUAUUAUUGAUUUCCAUUAGCUGCUAAGAAAGCUGUCACUCAGCACAACGUAAGGUCGGUAUCUGGUGUGGUAAUUUAAGAGUGAAUCACUACCUCAUUGAGUUUAAAGCCAUUUUUUCACACAGUUUUUAAAAAGCAUAUAAGGGUUGUCAGCUUGUGGGCUGACUGGGUAUCAAGCUGCUGUAAGUCGCCUUCACUAAUACACCUGCCUCCCUAGGAAGUUGAAAGGGAUGUCAAGAGUUUAGAAGCAUUGCUUAUUAAAGGUUUGUCAUGAACUACCAACCACUAUUUUCAAAAAACAAGUGUCCUUCAUUGUACAAAUCAUAACCAAAUUCAUUACUAAAAUAAACGACCUCUGCUUUGGAGUUAUUUGUCUAAAGAGACCCUUCUAAACAGAACCACACUUCAAUACAAGUCAUACAACAAGUGCUGGAAUCUGUGUAUUUGCUGUGCAUGUGACAGUCACAGCCACAAGGAACUUUCAUUACAGAGCUCUCAAAGAAUGCAUUGAGUUAUUUUUCCUCUGCACCAGGAGCAGAAAAAUUUGUGUAGAAGUCAGAGGCAGGGCCAGGAUCACACCAGAUGCUGUGCAUAGAUAAAAUCAAGAUCUUCAAGGCUGAUAUAGUAAAGUCAGGAAGAUGAAUGCUACUUCCACUGCACAGCUUGAAAUUAGAACACCUAGGAGGCAGCUGCUGACUCAGCACCUGACAGACAAGUUGCAGCUGUACUCAGGUCCAGUUUUGUUACAACAAACUCAACCUUUGGCAGAGGUGGUCUGCAGGAUCAUAGAAUGGCUUGGGUUGGAAGGGAUCCUCAAGUUUUGAUGCCUUUGCCACAAGCAGGGCUACUAGUCAAUAGGUCAAGUGCUAGAUGAUCAGACUGCCCAGCAUCCAUCCAUCUGGGCCUUAAACCCCUCCAGGGAUGGGUAUUUCCCUUUCAGUAUCAUUCCAACUAGAGAUCACACCAUGCAAAAAUCACCGCCAUUGGAGCAGCGUGCAGCAGGUGAGCUACAGCUCUGCACCACUGGAUUUUCCGUCUUGUUCAGAUGCCAAAAUGAAAGGGAAAGGUUUAAAAUAUGUACUUCCUUACCUCUCUGUGUCCAUACCCAACAAUACAUCCACUGAGCUGAUUCUUUACCGUCCUUCUCACUGCAGUUAACAGGAUGCAGAGUCAGACACAAUCAACACCCUCCACUACUAGAUGUGCUCCAUUCAGUCACCUGGGUGUUUGGAGCCUGUCCUACUUCAUAAAUAGUGAAAUGCUUUUGUCAGCUUUUGAGGGGACAGUAAUAUGAUGCAUAACAAAAUGAACUUUUAGCAGUUAUUUAAUUUCCCAGCAUGUCCUUUAAUAAUUAACUGUGGAAAGAAGAUGAAAGUAUUUGCUGUCCUUGCUAUGAAAAGGUUUACACCUAUAUUCUAUGAACCACCAGCAAUACUGUGCUCUAACUGUGAUAUCUGAACAAUUUAGUGAGAAUUUCAAUUUAUGGCUUUUUAGCAAGACAUCUUGGGAUUAAUAAAGAUGAUUAAGAAGAAAGAUUUUCUGCUUUUACUCUGUACUUUUCUAAAAUUUGUUUUAUUCAAAUGUCUGAUUAUUAAAAGCUAUUAAGGAACUGA